This is a messenger RNA of Amphibalanus amphitrite, 1418 nucleotides long. RefSeq names its product carbohydrate sulfotransferase 11-like. Gene Ontology annotation, cellular component: membrane. Bases 106 to 1209 code for a protein of 367 amino acids. The transcript is spliced from 4 exons. NCBI's taxonomy places the organism in Eukaryota, Metazoa, Arthropoda, Thecostraca, Balanomorpha, Balanidae. Gene Ontology annotation, biological process: carbohydrate biosynthetic process. Gene Ontology annotation, molecular function: sulfotransferase activity. The record is from RefSeq and is a predicted model, not a curated record.
UUCGUGCCAGUUCGGGCUGCGUUGGCUGGGAGGGAGAGAGCGUCUCCGGUUUACGAAGCCUGGCUGUCAGCGGUGCAGCAGGAACAGUGUGGCAGUGAACCAGAGAUGAAAAGGCUUUGGCCACCGUCGCCACAUGCGUGGAAGAUCGCCGUACUGGUGGCGUUAGUUGUGACGUCGAAGCUUUUCAUCAUACCUGAGAGAUUCUCAGUAAAACCAGCUCAGACGGUGGACCAGCGGAAUGCUACGACAGACCACCAGAUGGUCCAGACAGACCAACUGGUCUUGAAGGACCGUCUGACAGCACUCAGGUCGGCAUGCAGGGCUACCUCGGAGGCGCGCCGACCCGCCGACACGCUCGACUACCUACUGGAUCAUCGGUUUCUGCGCAGAAAAUUGAUCUACAACGAUACAUACAAACUGAUCUUUUGCGCCAUACCAAAGAUCUCCUCCACGCGCUGGAAACAUCUCCUCGGCACCCUGUCUGGGCAAAUUCCCCCAAACAAGACCCUGGACGAGUUGAAAAUGAUGGAUGUGAAUGUCCAUGGAGGCCGCGUGCACCAUUUUCUGUCCGAGUUGCCCGCCUCCGAGGCACGCCGUCGUCUCGAGACAUACACCUCGGCUGUGUUCGUGCGUCACCCCCUGGAAAGACUGGUAUCGGCAUUCCGGGAGAAGUACAAGGCCGAGAACUGGCGCCGCCCGUUUAUAUUCCGGACCGCCGUGCAGAUACUGGCCCACGAGCAGAAUCGCUCGACGGAGCAGGUGGCGGAAGAGGGACUGCCCCCACAGGUGACCUUUGAACAGUUUGCGCGAUGGGUGGCGGACGCUCCCCCGUUUGAUCCGGACGUUUCUUACCCCCCGGAUGCCCUGAAUAUACACUGGCUACCCAUGCAUCACCAGUGUCACCCCUGUCUGUUGCCCUACUCGCUCUUGGGGAAGUUCGAGACAAUGCAUGAGGAUGCCGAGCUGCUGUUCAAGAUGACGAACAUCACGACAGUGUCGCUGCCAAAAAGGACUAAGCCGUCGAGCACGGCAUCGAUAACAGGUGACUUUGUGAAAUCGCUGACACCAGAGACGUUGAGACGAGUGAUUAAGCACUUCUUGUUGGACUUUGUACUGUUUGGGUAUAGGCCCGAAUCCGUGCUGUCAGGCGACGACGAACUUCGUGAUAGUGUUGCAAAGACGUUCAAAGGUUUGGUCGAUGAGCUGUAAUGAGUCUUGUGAUAUCCCAAUCAAAAUGAUCUUUUAACCAGCGCCCCAAUGGAGUAUGCAUUGUAACGCGCCCUACUGGGGGGGGGGGGGGCUAUUCAUAGCCCCCCCUCCCAAACUCCGAAACUACUGGGCCGAUUGUCAAAAUUCAAACGGCGCCUUAUAGCCCCGGAAAAACUGUCUCGUAAAAACCAAUUUCACUGACUUCGAGG